This is a messenger RNA of Odobenus rosmarus divergens (Pacific walrus), 867 nucleotides long. RefSeq names its product carcinoembryonic antigen-related cell adhesion molecule 19 (gene CEACAM19). The record is from RefSeq and is a predicted model, not a curated record. The transcript is spliced from 7 exons. Bases 1 to 867 code for a protein of 288 amino acids. Lineage: Eukaryota; Metazoa; Chordata; Mammalia; Carnivora; Odobenidae.
AUGGAGAUUCCCGAGGAGGCCCAGUGCCACUUCUCAAAGGGCCUCCUGCUCUCAGCCUCAAUCCUGGCCCUCUGGAUCCCCCAAAGCUCCUGGGCUGCCCUCCACAUCCAGAAGAUUCCAGAGCACCCUCAAAAGGACCAGAACCUUCUCCUGUCCGUCCAGGGCAUCCCAGGCAACUUUCAGGACUUCAACUGGUACCUGGGGGAGGAGGCCAAUGGUGGCACGAUGUUAUUCACCUACUUCCCUGACCUCCAGCGGCCCCAGAGGGACGGCAGCGCCAUGGGGCAACGUGACAUCGUUGGCUUCCCCAAUGGGUCCAUGCUGCUGUAUCGCACCCAGCCCACAGACAGCGGCACCUACCAGGUAGCUGUCACCAUCAAUCCUGACUGGACCAUGAGGGCCAAGACCGAGGUCCAGGUGGACAAAAAGCUUAAGGAGCUGCCCAUUACACACCUGCCCCUGAGUGCUGGGAUCAUGGCCGCCAUCAUAAUUGGGUUCCUUGCUGCUGGGUCCCUCUUCAUCGGGUGCAUUGCCCAUCUCCUGUUAACAAGAGCCUGGAGGGGCCAGAGCCACAGGAUGACACCCACAGAGAAGCCAGAGGUGCGCCCCAAUCACAACGCCGGUGACCAGAACAUCUAUGAAGUGAUGCCGUCUCCGACCCUCCUGGUAUCUCCCCCCGGUGACACGAGGUCCGUGAACACCUCCAUGGUGAGUCCCACCCCCUCCCCCAAAGCCCCCCACCUGCCGCUUCCCCCUCUUCCCUCACAGCCCCUGCCCCAGCAGCAGCCAGAGCCGGAGAACCACCCCUACCAGGACUUGCUGAACCCUGACCCUGCCCCUUACUGCCAACUCAUGCCAACCCCCUGA